UAUGUAAGUGUUUUGAUGCAGGGACUUGAGCGUUGUGCCUGCCUGCAGAGAACUCCCUUGCGCGCACAGGUCGAGCGGUGGGGAGCCGCAUGCUAUGGGCGAGCAGGGCAGGCGUGGCCCACGAAGGGCCUAAACAUUUGGGAGACAUUCACAUUCCAGGAAGCAGAUUUGAUUGAAAGACUUGAUGAUUUGGAUCUCAGAAACGAUUUAGAUGUUCCGGAUGUUCCUCCAUCAGUAGACAGCACUCCAGAAAUCCUCAGAAGGGCUUUGUCAGGCUUGUCUGCCAGAUGGAAGAACUGGUGGAUUCGUGGGAUUCUAACUCUAGCUAUGAUUUCUUUUUUUUUUCUGAUAAUAUACAUGGGAUCUUUCAUGCUAAUGCUUCUGGUCUUGAGCAUCCAAGUGAAGUGUUUCCAUGAGAUCAUUACUAUAGGUUACAGAGUCUAUCACUCCUAUGAUUUACCAUGGUUUAGAUCCCUCAGCUGGUACUUUUUGCUGUGUGUCAACUACUUUUUUUACGGGGAAACUGUGGCUGAUUACUUCGGUACAUUUGUUCAGAGAAGAGAACAGCUUCAGUUCCUAAUUCGUUACCACAGGUUUAUAUCUUUUGCACUCUAUCUGGCAGGCUUCUGCAUGUUUGUUCUGAGCUUAGUGAAGAAACACUACCGUCUGCAGUUUUACAUGUUCGCAUGGACUCAUGUCACUUUGCUGAUCACUGUAACUCAAUCUCAUCUAGUCAUCCAAAAUCUCUUUGAAGGCAUGAUCUGGUUUCUGGUGCCCAUUUCAAGUGUGAUCUGCAAUGAUAUUGCCGCUUACAUCUUUGGAUUCUUCUUUGGCAGAACUCCAUUAAUUAAGCUGUCUCCCAAAAAGACCUGGGAAGGGUUCAUUGGAGGUGGCAUCUCCACAGUUGUUUUUGGAUUUAUUUUUUCCUAUUUCUUGGCUCAGCAUCAAUACUUUGUCUGCCCAGUGGAAUAUAAGAGUGAAACCAAUAGGUUUGUGACAGAGUGUGAACCUUCGGAGCUCUUCCAGAUGAAGAAGUAUUCAGUGCCGCUAUUGCUUCGGGCUGUGUUGGGAUGGGAAACGGUGAAUAUGUACCCAUUCCAGAUGCACAGCAUUGCCCUGUCAACAUUUGCAUCCCUAAUUGGGCCAUUUGGAGGAUUCUUCGCCAGUGGAUUUAAAAGAGCUUUCAAAAUCAAGGAUUUUGCAGACACAAUCCCUGGGCACGGUGGCAUAAUGGAUCGCUUUGAUUGUCAGUACUUGAUGGCCACUUUUGUUCAUGUCUACAUCACCAGUUUCAUAAGAGGUCCAAAUCCCAGCAAACUACUGAAGCAGCUGUUGGUCCUUCAGCCAGAGCAACAACUAAAUGUGUAUAAAACCCUGAAAUCUCAUCUUGUUGAAAAAGGGAUCCUGCAGCCAUCUUUGAGAGGAUAGUCUGUCAAAAUGAAGCACAAUAUGAAAACUCUGUUUAGAAGCUGUCUGCAGAAAAACACUAUGAAUGUGCACAAAGAUAGUACCCGAAGGAAGAAUACUUCACGGUCUGAAAGAGGUGAAUGCUUCUUUCCUGAAAGGAACAUGAAUGCUGUGACUUUCUAGGAGGAAACAGAAGAUCUGUUACUCCUAAAAUAAUUAAACGGCUUGCAAAGUAACAGUACAUAUGUUAUGUAUUUUAUUUCCUGCAGUGGAUGGUAGCAGGCCUUCCUCAGCACCCAGCCUGACAAGAUUUGUAUUUUAAAAAGCUAGCCUUCCUUUUAAAAUUGUCCUGGAUGAGAACAGGAAGACCACACUCAAAAUAAGCUAUAUAUCCAGCAAAUUUUAUUGUAAAUUUUAAAUUCACUGGUUGUUUUUGAUGACUUCUUUAAUAUUGCAUGCUUUAGCAAUACUUUUUUAGUGUUAAGUGGUUGCUGAAGUGAAAACAUAGGUGAGGCUGGCAGUUGAUCCUUUAUCUAGACAGGUGCUGAAGUCACAAUUGGCCAGAAAAUACACCUUUUUGCCUUUUCAAAACAGUCCUUGCAGACUGCACUAUGAGGCUUCCUGUAUUUACUAAGUCACUACAAAGGUUAAACUUAACUGUGUUUUUAACUAAUCAGCUUUUUUACAAAACUAUUUCUUCCUUUCAAAAGGGAAGUAUCUUUACUGAAGUACAGCUGAGCUGAUUGGGCUGCAGAACUGCUUUUUUUUUUUUUUUUUUUUUUUUUUUUUUUCCAAUUAAUGUUAUGGAUUAUAAACGAGUGUAUAAAUCCAGGACUAACAAUUACCUAACAAUGGAAUUCUUUAACUGUGUAAACAGAGUGAGAUGAAUUUGGAGUUUAAGAUCUUGGUUUCCAGAGGAUGGUCUGUGCCUGAAGACAUAAUUUCAAGCCUUAUUCCUUGUGCCUCUUUACUACUCUGUAAAAUGGGGAUUUUUUCUCCCUUUUAAAAGCACUUUGAAGUCCUGUUUUAUUAAUAUGUUACUGAGUGAAGACACAAACUUUUAUCUCAUGGAUGUGCAUGGUGCAAGACAGGAUGAUGCAUGGUUAUUCUUUUGCAUGUUACUAUUUACCAAGAAUCAUCAAGCAAGCCUGCGCAACACCAUAGGAAUUUGAAUGGAGAAUUUUUAAAGGAAGCAGUUAUUCUGUAGACUUGAUGGGACAGAUGAGGAAAGCUGAUACUCUGCAUUUCUCAGUCCUAGUUGUUUCCUAACUUAUUUUAUCACAUGAUAAGUCUUAAUGCAAUUUUUUUUUUUUUUUUUUGAGACAAUGAAAAUGAUUCCUUUAUAAACAAAAAGCACAAGUGCCAAUUUGGUUUUGGUAUACUGUAAUUUGACUCAAUAUCAUUUUUCAACCAACUGUAAAUAAGUUUCUAAUGCAGUGAACAUACUAAUGCUACAUGUGUCUGUAUGUGUGUAUAUGUAUAUAUAGCAUUAAUAGAUGUGUGUAUAUAUACAUAUAUAUAUAUAUAUUAAAGGUGAAAAUUUAAUUGGUUGGUGGUACCUGAGGAUAAAAUCAUGGAGAAAAUAACUAGGAUUCAUGAUAGGCUCUAUCUGUAAUUUUGAGACUGGUUCUGUUGAAUAUAAUGCAUAUGAAUGCAUCGCACGCUCUAUUUUGCACUUAGGCCACAGUACCAUCUGUACAGCAUGUGUGUGGAGAAAGACUCCUGCACAUGGCUGUGAAAUGGAAAUCUGGCUGUAGAGUAAUACCUGCUGAUGUCAGGUGUAUGACAGAAGUAAAUUUUUUACGGCACUUCCUACGGCUGACCUGGAGGCAGUAGGACUAUGUUGAAGGAACACUCUGAAACAGGUCAGCUCUUAAAAAUGUUGUAAGCUGCUUGUCCGUCAGUGACCAAGUCACUUGGGCUGUUAAUUGGAAGGGACUGCAUUUUGUCCCUUCCACCAGAAGGGAAGCAUAGCUGGAGGUUAAAAGAUGGCAUAGACAGGAAGGAUAACAUGUGGAAAGGUGCUUGAAGAAGAAGGGAGAGGUAAAGCAUGUGUGCAUCAGUGAGGAUGACCCAAGUAGCAUACCUUGAAAAUAAACUUGUCGAUGAGGCUUUGGUUGUGCACGGCGCUCUCGGAAUUGCUUAUGAAAAAAACACAGCUUUAUUGGAGCCGGUAUAUCUUUAUCCUGUGUUUAAAUAGUAAUUUUUUUUUUAAAAAAAAGAGAGAGAGAAUAUAGGUAUUUGUUGCUUCUAAAACUUGAACUUUCUAGUGUAAUUUUAUAGCAUGUGUAAUAAGGAAGUUAAGCUGAUUUGAGCAUUUAUUACAACAGACCAUUUGAAAUCUGUUAUCUUUUUGCACAGUAGAAGGUACAACAUAGCAAUUCUGCUGUUCAAUAUUAAAAUGAAGAAGGGAUGACUUCUGAACUCAUGCAUCGCUUUUUGUAGAAAGAAUAAUAGCAUUCUGCUGGCUUAGGCUUUGUAAAUACAACUCAGCAGGAACUGUCACUGUGAAGUGACAACUACAUUUGUUUGCUACAAAACAUGUUUAUCCCAGGUGUUACUUUUGCUAGUCCAAGCACUACAACAUGAUCAACAGGAUGGUUUAACUUUUGCACCACUGAUUCUUUUCACUUGUACUUCUGUUACUAGUUGCUGUAAUUACCUAUUGAGUAAAAAAAUGUAUAUUUGUAAAUACUGUAAAUGUUUUGAGCAUAUAAUGUCUGUUUUAGUUUGUUGAAUCUUUCAUUGAAGCAGGCAUUGUAAAAAUAAAACUGAAAUAUAAAUCCUC
Messenger RNA from Oxyura jamaicensis (ruddy duck), 4195 nucleotides. RefSeq names its product CDP-diacylglycerol synthase 1 (gene CDS1). Gene Ontology annotation, molecular function: phosphatidate cytidylyltransferase activity. Lineage: Eukaryota; Metazoa; Chordata; Aves; Anseriformes; Anatidae. The record is from RefSeq and is a predicted model, not a curated record. The coding region runs from base 16 to 1428 and encodes 470 amino acids. Gene Ontology annotation, cellular component: endoplasmic reticulum membrane. The transcript has 13 exons.